AUGCUCCCGCUCCUGCUCCCCUCGCUCCUCGAGCUAAUUGUUUACUACCCGUCGAUUGCCACCGCACAAGGUACUGACGCCAUUUGCUCCGAAUCAUGGAGAUGGGCGAAUAAUGCUCUGGGCCAGAGCCCGUGCUUAGUGUCUUCUUGGCUCGAAACACCCUGCUGGGGAUCCUCUGAGAGCUUCAUCUACGGCGACGUCUCCGAAGCUUGGCCGUUUUGGGGACCAAGCGACCCGACGGAGUCCACGCCGUGUGAUUGCAACACCGUCCUCUACUCUGCUCUUCAAGCCUGCGCGCUUUGUCAGGGUUUACAAAAUUACUCAUGGUUUGAAUACAAUUUCGAGUGCGACUUUGCCAGUUCAAUUUUCCCUGAGCGCAUACCCAACGGUACCGUUGUACCGGACUGGGCGUAUAUGAAUAUCACGGCAUUGGGCACCUUUGACGUGGCUAGCGCCAUGAAGAUCGCGGCGACUGCCACUAGCAAGAUGCCAGCUUCGAUCACUUCGGCAAUUAGCUCGAGCUCGACAUCUGUGGGCACCGUUACGACGUCUCCUGGAACUUCUUCUGUGGCACGGCCGUCUGCGUCCCCUGCGACCGGAGGACAUGCUGUCACCCAACCGGACGGUUCCUUCGACCCCUUCUACCCCUCAAAUGUCAUCGUCAGGCCAUAUACUUAUCCCGAAAGCUCUUUGGGUCCUACCGUGGGGAGAUACGGCUACAACCUGAAGCCCGAGAUUCAUUAA
Molecule: messenger RNA, 744 nt
Organism: Epithele typhae
Lineage: Eukaryota; Fungi; Basidiomycota; Agaricomycetes; Polyporales; Epitheliaceae
Exons: 9
Coding region: 1-744 (247 amino acids)
Source: RefSeq, a predicted model, not a curated record